AUGGAUUUGGGUACUGUUAAGUCUAGGUUGAAUAAGAACUGGUACAAGUCACACAGAGAGUUUGCAGAGGAUGUGAGAUUAAUAUUUCAUAAUGCGAUGUUGUACAAUCCUAAAGGUAAGAAGCCAGUUCCCAGGAAUCCUGAAGCCAGGGAUUCUCACAAGAAAGAUAUGACAUAUGAGGAGAAGCAAAGGCUUAGUGAAGACCUCCAAACUUUACCUUCAGAAAAGUUGGAGGAUGUUGUUCAGAUAAUAAAGAAGAGGAAUCUUCAUCUAUUUCAACGGGAGGAUGAGAUUGAAGUCGAUAUUGACAGUGUUGAUUCUGACACUGAUGAGGUCCAAGUCAUUGAGGAGGUGCCAACAGAGAACAUUGCAGGUGCAGCUGAAAAUAAUGCAGUCGCACCUUCUCCACCUCUAUUAGAAAAGCAAGGUGCUAACUUGAGUGAAUCAAGUAGUUCAAGCAGUUCAAGUAGUGACUCUGGAUCUUCUUCAAAUUCUGAGAUUACCUUGUGCAUAGUUCAUAUAACCACAGAACAAUUCUCGUUGGCCUUGGGAGAUGUGGCUGCGGCUUUUGAACUGUUAUCUCUUUGGGCUGAGCUGGCUUCAUGCUGGGAGUAG
This is a messenger RNA of Eucalyptus grandis, 615 nucleotides long. RefSeq names its product transcription factor GTE4-like. The record is from RefSeq and is a predicted model, not a curated record. Bases 1 to 615 code for a protein of 204 amino acids. Lineage: Eukaryota; Viridiplantae; Streptophyta; Magnoliopsida; Myrtales; Myrtaceae. Gene Ontology annotation, molecular function: protein binding. The transcript has 6 exons.